Messenger RNA from Malaya genurostris, 5980 nucleotides. RefSeq lists its product as uncharacterized. NCBI's taxonomy places the organism in Eukaryota, Metazoa, Arthropoda, Insecta, Diptera, Culicidae. Gene Ontology annotation, cellular component: site of double-strand break; nucleus. Bases 407 to 2572 code for a protein of 721 amino acids. The record is from RefSeq and is a predicted model, not a curated record. Gene Ontology annotation, biological process: double-strand break repair. The transcript has 4 exons. Gene Ontology annotation, molecular function: ubiquitin-protein transferase activity; nucleosome binding; metal ion binding.
GCAACGAACGGCGCAGAACGAAGGAAAGGCUGCAAAGCAGGAACCGAAAAAACUACACUUUGUUCAUCGCGUAAAAGCUGCCAUUUUUCGUAUGAAGUGGAAAGAAGCUGCAUUUUGUCCCGUUGAUUGUCGCGUUUUUAGACUUGUUUCAGUGGCAGGAAGAGUUUAGAUACGCAUUUUUUGUUUAGUAAAAAUAUCGUUCAGACUUUAGAAGUGAAAAUGUGAAAAUUUGGAUUGUGUUUGGCUCAAAAAGCAUCAGCUAAUCAAAGUGCAGAAAAGUCCUUGAGAAAAAUUUCUUCCUGCCGGUUUCCCUUUUCGGUUCCAGCCAGUGAUCAGAAGAAAAAGGGUAAUAAGUGAGACGUCAGAAUAACUUGUGUGUGUUGAUUUGUGUCGCAGCUUCUCGAAAAUGUCAUCGAAGCUGCUAAAUUACCCAUCAGCUAGUUCGAAUCCGCAUUUGACCACCGGAUCGUCAGCCGGCUCUACUACUGGUGAGCACGGUUCGGCCCAGCUCAACUUUGAAAAUUUACAAUUGGACGACAUUCUCUGUACGGUGUGUCAAUCGGUACUGGUCGAACCGGUGUUCCUACCGUGUCAGCAUCGUUUCUGCCGUAACUGCCUGAGUGGUACCAUUGAAAAAAAUAAUCUCAACUGCCCGUGUUGCCGGAAGCGAUUCGGCACCUGGUACCGGAAUGCAUCCCGUGUAAACAAACUCGUUCACGAGCAACUGUGGAAUGCAAUACAGAGCCAGUUCCGGGACUAUUUAGAGGAAGACGGAGCACGCUGCAAUGGAAACGGAAGCACUGGAAGUUGCUUUGUUCCACAAAGCGAAAGCGUUAUCCACCUUAGCGAGCCGGGUGAAAUUCGUAAAGAAUAUGAAACCGAACUACAGCGGUAUCGCAAGGAGCUAAUCGAGGACAAGAAGAAAGAGCUAGCCGCCUCGGAAAAGUACAUUAUAAAUCUAUACAAACAGGAAGGGAUCAUUGAUCUGGUAGACAGUAGUGACCAUCUGUCCAUAUCCUCCUCUACAAGUACUCCCGAACAUGAGAAGAAACAAUCACAGCCUACAAUGGGGGACAUUCACGAAGUAGACGAUGAUGAGGAAGCCGGUCCAUCGGGAUCGUCAUUCACGCAACCGAAGUCUGUCAAAAAUAGUCAGAAAGGCAAUCCGUCACAUUCUUCGAAUGUGGUUAGUAGCAGCAGUAGUCAAGUUAACACUAGCCGCCCUGAGACAUCAAAAUCAGCGUCGAAUGGAAGUGUCAUUUCUAUCUCGUCAACAUCGUCAGCUUCUGCUGCAUCUUCGUCGUGCAUCUCUUCCGCUUCCAGUCGCUACAGUCUAAUCAAAUCAGUAUCCCAACAAAUCGGGCAUGGAGCUGAGGUGAUUAAGCAUAGGGUUCAGAAUUCGAUUCUCAACAAAUUAACGACAUCUGGUGGUGGAUUAAAGAAAACUUUCACCAUGGCUGAUCUAAACAAGAGUGAGCUGUGUGUUAAACCUACCAAACUGCAUCGCAAGUCUCCCACUCGCCAUCCAGAUGACGAUGACGACGAUGGUGAUGACACGGACGAUGGGGACAGCCUGCGGUCGGAGUUGAACCACUUCAAACCGAUCAUUGCCACCACCCCAAAGAGCUGUUUUACGCCCAAGGCCAUCAUACGUGUUCCUUCCAUCCGACCAGAAACCGGUGCUCUGCCAUCGACUUCCUCUGCAAUGGAAUGUUUAAGCCCCAGCAAAAGUCCGUUCAAACCGAUUGAUCCAAUGACACCACGCCGAUCGGCAUUUUCCGUGGUCAAUGUUCAUCUUCUAACCCCACCAACGACAAUCGAUUGGAACGAAAGUCACCAGAGAAAUAGAACGAGAGCAGUGGUCAAGAAAUCUGCUCCUUCCUCCGGGCUCAACAGUCGCAGUAGUAGUAUCUCCGGUAACGCAAUAAACUCCGCCAAACGGAAGAAUAAAAAGAAACCUAGCCCACAGAAAGCGAAAACUAAUGCAGGUAUUGCAAGUAAAAAGAAACGAAAACUAAAGUUCUCGCCCCCAUCAAAAACUAAGGUGAAAAAGAACACCUCGGAUGUGGCAUCCACUGAAACAGUCAAAACUAGUAGACUCACAAGACGAAGCGUCAACAAUGAAGCGGGACGGCUCAAGGACCUUAUUGUAACAGAUCAGCAACGACGUGCGGCCAUGAUCGAACAGGAACGACGCGAUUUUGAAUUUGCGCAAAAACUCCAGAAAAAGCUAAACCGAACACGAGGUGCUUCGGUGAUUAAUCCAUUCUCCAAGGAAUCUACAUCUAGAACAACAAUGGUUUCGGCAAGAAGUCGAAGCAAUGUAUACUCACUACGGCAACCAACAUUCCCCGCUGCUCAAGUGAGCACCCACCAACAGCCAACUGAGGAGCUGAACCACAAUAGUAAAGCGGUAGAGCAGGAUGAUUCGCGAAAACGAAAGAACACUGACAAACCUGAUUCGCAAAAAGAAGUGCAAUGUGCUGCUAAGAAAACAAAGCAGACAGCACAGGAGCUCGCCGGAGGUGAAGAAACCAGCAUCGUUCGGCGAAGUACGCGGAAUAGGCACUAGGAAUUAGUUUGGUUUUUCGGUAUCUUUCGGUUUGAAGAAUUGUGAUGAGAUCAACGUAAUCAGUUGAUGUAUAUGUGAUCUUCACCUAAAACACACACGCACUCACAAUCGCACCGCAGUAGUCUGAGACUUUCGAGGAGGCACCAUCAUGUGUGUAUGUGUGUGUGUGUGUUUGUUCGUAAGCGUAAGUAAGUUGUGCGAAUUUGGUCUAUUUAUUCUGUUUUUUUUUUCGAAACUCUGCUGGUUAGAUCAGCAUACUAUUAGCUUCCUAAACACAAUCAACAGUCAUCUGAAUGAAAGUUAAUUUUAAAUUUUCUAUGUUUGUUUCUGAUUCGUGAAUUUGAUUAGAUCUGUCAGUUGAAUUUUAUUGUAUUUCAUCCGUCCAUUCGAACGGUUUGAUUUCAUGUUACUUUGAAACAAUUCGUAAUUUCGUAAUGGCAAACAAUAUCAAAAUAAAAACGCCACACUUUUCCUUGUUGUCAUGAUAGACAAGAGAUACAAAUGCAUUCCCAGCUAUCAACAUAAGCUUGGUACUCCGAAUUCAGAUCACAUCAACAAGAAGCGUAGCAACGUGUAAAUAAAGUAAACUAUAAUGUUGUAGUAGAAACAAGUUUCGGUAAAAAUAGUAGCAGAAUUACCCAUGUAGCACACGGUUGCAGUGAAAUCGGACCUUAAACGAUCUAACAGGAUUUUGGAUGGAAUGGGAGCGCUUGCCGCCAAAACUUUUUUAAUUUAACAUUUCGUUGUGUUUUCUGAAAAGAACAUUUUGCCUUUAUAUUUUCAUGUAAAUAUAGUUAGUAAUAAAAUGAUGUCUGUUCAUUAUUCAAAAUCAUUGAAACACGUUUCGUCGCAAUUUUAACGUAUCUCGUCCGGGAAGCUGCAAUAAUGGCGUACCGCACAACUCUCAUUCAGUUAUUUUUAUAACAGCAGAUCGAUAAGACAGACUCAUGUUAAGAGAUUUUCUAUCAGGAUUUGAAUCUGUUUCUGACUUCAACCAAAUUUCUCUACUCUUUGGAUUUAACGCAUCUGAGAAUUGGUAAAGGUCUUAACCAAAAUAAACUUCAUACAAAACAAAUGUUCUUAGAUUAAAAAACUGAUGGGUCAUUUCUAAGCAUUGAGAAACGGGAAACGAGUUACUUUGGAAGACUUGCAGAAGACAAUAAAACAGGCCUAAACUUGUAUCAUUUUCAAAGAAUUAGUAUAACAUGUCAUGCAAGCAGCGGUGGGGUCAGUAGGAUCGCUGCAUUAACUAUGCUGUAAAAGCUGCGUAAAGUCUGUUGAAACAGAACAUCAAAUUACUCAUUCAGGCUUUUGCUUGGUAAAGUAAAGGUUUACUGAAAGUAAAUUGGUACAGCCCUCCAGCUCCACUAGUUUUAUCAAAGUAGUCGACCACAUCCAGAACAACGUCAAAUGAAACUCCAAGAAACACUUGCAAAUUCGAAGUAACCAAAGAUGCCGAGUGCUCAAAACCUACAAGAAAUCACUGAGUGUGAAACGGAAUCAAUGGACUCGCGAAAAAUCCGAAACCUCGGAGCAGGUACAAACACAAAGCCAGUUACCCAUCCGAAUUUAAAUGGUAAAAAAGUAUGCAAGACUUGUACGCCCGUGUUUUGACGAAACAAAAGGGCUGCUCUUUGACCAAUGACAUAACAUACGUCAAACUCGAUUUUUAACAGAUUCCCAGUCAAAAGUCUUACAUCGCGACUGAACGUGGGAAUGUGUCGGGAAGAUUCAAGUUCGUGUUUGUCGACAAGCUUACGAAGAAUGCCGUAGUUGGUAAGUGAUUUGCAGUUGUGGGCUAAAAACAAAACCAUUUGUCACAUUCUUGACGAAGACUUUCUAUGUUUCCAUCGAAGAAUGUCUGAAACAGUGUAGGGGUAAGGUCAUUUUUGGCGCGAUUUGGCUAGCUGUCACUACUCCAAGGUGGCUCUGAAGUAGUAUGCGACAAGAUCGAUUUUGUACCGAAUUCUUGGAACGUCAACCAUGCGAAGCAUGCUGAGCAGCAGCGACUUCAACGAAGCUGCGGAACAGUCAAGGACAUCCCGCAAAUGCAGGCAAAAUGGAAGUAAUACGCUGAUUCAGUAUCCAUUUCCAUUGAGCGGGCGCUGAUGGAUAAUUCGAUCUGGAGAAAUGUAACCAUCUAAUGCUGUAUCUAAGUACUGUGAAGUAAUAGUAAAUGCCAAUUUACUUUCAGUCAGCCUUUAAGAGAUCGCAAAUGUUAGAUAUACAUGGAACCGGUAACCAUGACAUUCGUCGCAGAUUCUAAAAACAUGCACGAUGACGCAAUAAUCGUAACCGCAAAUACAAAGACUGCUCACAGCAAAGCCCGCAAGAUGAAGGUGUUCUCCCUUCUAACCAAAAUUUCAUAUUCUCCCUUACUCGAACCCAAGUUGUUUUUGAUUUUGCUAGCGUUGUUGAGAAAACGAAUGAAAAAAGAUGAUUGUUAUGUUCAAAUUACGCCGGAAACAUCUCAAGCUUCAUCCAUGGUUAGCUUGCAACAAACUAAACCGAAUCCUGUGCAGCGCGCUUCCAUUCCAUUAUUCCAACGGCCUAGAGCAUCUCUGCAACUCUGCAACAUUUCUUGGGGUACUGAAAAAUUAACAAAAAUAUAAACAAUAUAACUUCUCGAAUCAGAUCUAGCCAAUGCCAACAAAAAAUCAAAACCAAUCAAGUAUUAAAUUCCCGUAGACAAUUCAACUAAAUGUUAUCCAUUUCCAACAAAAACAACAACCACAUACAGUAACAAAAGUAAAUCAAAUGUCGCAAGACUACAGCUGCUCACGAAACCACAACUCGUGAGCAGAAGAAUGAUUGUAGAUGUAGACGUUCCCCCCGAUGUGAGAACAAAUGAACUCUUAUUAAUCCUAACAAAAUGUGUACUAAUUCUAAUUCUAAUACUGUGGACGAACGAUGUUUUGUACACACAUUGUAAUCGCUUUUCAUAGAUGCGAAAAAAAGGUGAACCAUUUGCAUUUAGAUAUACUUACCUAUAAAUGAAUAAAAAAUCGUUGUAAAGAGGGUCAAACUGUGACAUUACAAUUCAACAAACACACAAAGUUAGUGAUACAAUUACGCAGCCUGAGAUAAUUUAUUUCAGCCAGUUCUGACAAAAGCGCAGAUUUAGCGAUCGUUCGAGUAUUCGGUCGAUGUGAGCAAAGGAAAGAGUCAUAUUUAUUCUUUCCAACAACUGAACUGUGGAACCUAGUGCGAUAUUUAGCAUGAUAUACUGUCAAAGUGGACGUUAAAACGGCAAAACGAAUGUAGUAAUACACAAGAACUCAACCACACACACGAAAGAAUGACUGUAAAUGUUGAACAUUUUUCGUUUUUUCUCGCGCUAAUCAUUAUCAAACGAUUACGAAUGAUGAUACUAGUUUUUACAAUUACAGAAAAAUAUUAUAUAAACGC